Molecule: messenger RNA, 462 nt
Organism: Erythranthe guttata (spotted monkey flower)
Lineage: Eukaryota; Viridiplantae; Streptophyta; Magnoliopsida; Lamiales; Phrymaceae
Source: RefSeq, a predicted model, not a curated record
UCUUUGUUCCGUUUUAUCGCAGCAGCUGGAAGAACUCAAGUUGUUGCUAAUACGCUCGGAUCUUUCGCUCUGUUGCUUGUUUUCGUUUUGGGAGGCUUUGUUGUUGCAAAAGAUGAUAUUCAAGAUUGGAUGAUAUGGGGGUACUACGUUUCUCCUAUGAUGUACGGACAAAAUGCUAUCGCCAUCAACGAGUUUCUCGAUGAUAGAUGGAGUGCACCUACAAAUGGAUCAGAGCCAACAGUUGGAAAAACACUACUUAAGGACAGAGGUUUAUUCACUACAGAAUCUUGGUACUGGAUUUGCAUUAUGGCUCUUUUCGGAUUCUCUCUUCUUUUCAACGUCCUCUUUAUCGGAGCAUUGACAUACUUAAACCCUCUUGGUGAUAAUAAAGCUAUCAUAAGUGAUGAAAGUGAUGACAGCAAGAAAAAGAGACAGAUUACAUCAAAUGCUCAAGGUGUGUGA